Alternaria postmessia is the source of this 363-nucleotide messenger RNA. RefSeq lists its product as uncharacterized. The coding region runs from base 1 to 363 and encodes 120 amino acids. The transcript has 2 exons. NCBI's taxonomy places the organism in Eukaryota, Fungi, Ascomycota, Dothideomycetes, Pleosporales, Pleosporaceae. The record is from RefSeq and is a predicted model, not a curated record.
AUGCAUACCCUCAUCAACAUUCUCUACAUCUACGAAACUGCCAAAUACCUCAAGAAUAUGGAACUUCUUGGCAACUGCCGCCAAACCACGCGUACCAAUCUUCGGAAUCUCAUCGCUGUCAAUGUGCUUAUAAUCAUACUCGAUUGCAGCGUUAUGGGGUUGUGUUUUAGCGGAUACUUCGACCUUCAAGGCUUCUACAAGGUUGCUGUGUAUGCUGUAAAGCUCCGUACCGAGUUUAUGAUUUUGAACCAGUUGCGGAAGGCGUUGACGGGCGCCUCGACCGGCGGAUCAGGACUUGUUGUGCAAAGGGACGCUGGCAUUUCUCUGCCAAAGAGGAACAACGUCGUUGAGGUCGUUGAAUAA